AUGAUAAUUGGCUUUUCCCUAAGAACAUCCCUAAGGGAUGAAGAUUAUGCCAGUGCAGACCCAGACUUGGCUGCCCAGCAGACCUGGUUCAAGGAUUUUGUCAGUAUUAGGGACUACAGUAGUCAUGUUGAUCUUGAUGAUAAAUGCUCCAAGAAGACAGCCACUGCCAUCGUCCUUGUGUGGAAAGGAACUAGGGAAACAAGAUUGGCAAGCCUCACAGUUUCACGCAAGGUGACAGGCCAGUGUGUCUCUGUGAUGAUAUGUCUCAUCCCUCCUCCAAGAAAUGUCCUCUCUGCUCCUGUGCCUAAGAAGCUGCUGCUGCUGGUCAACAUAGAUGACUGCUACACAUCAGCCAGGGGCUGCACUGCCACGCUGGACAACUUUGACAAGGCCACCUUCAAUGCCAUCUCUAACACCUACAGCUACCUGACCCCCUUGUUGACUUUCACUAACCUGUGCAGAUCUUUGUCUUUGAGAUCUGGGAUCUGGGACCUGGAAAGAGCAGGGUAG
Rattus rattus (black rat) is the source of this 510-nucleotide messenger RNA. Its product is annotated as 40S ribosomal protein S2-like. Gene Ontology annotation, cellular component: ribosome. Gene Ontology annotation, molecular function: structural constituent of ribosome. The transcript has a single exon. NCBI's taxonomy places the organism in Eukaryota, Metazoa, Chordata, Mammalia, Rodentia, Muridae. The record is from RefSeq and is a predicted model, not a curated record. Gene Ontology annotation, biological process: translation. Bases 1 to 510 code for a protein of 169 amino acids.